Messenger RNA from Aureobasidium melanogenum CBS 110374, 1782 nucleotides. RefSeq names its product Poly(A) polymerase. The transcript has 4 exons. Lineage: Eukaryota; Fungi; Ascomycota; Dothideomycetes; Dothideales; Saccotheciaceae. Gene Ontology annotation, cellular component: nucleus. Gene Ontology annotation, molecular function: poly(A) RNA polymerase activity; RNA binding. The record is from RefSeq and is a predicted model, not a curated record. Bases 1 to 1782 code for a protein of 593 amino acids.
AUGGCAGCUCCUCGUCAAUGGGGUGUUACUCCGCCCGUCUCAACCGCCUUCCCUACCGACAAGGAACUCGCCCAGAGCGAAGCUCUUCUCGCUGAGCUCAAAGAACAAAAGAGCUUCGAAGCCACUGAAGACACAAACAAGCGCGUCGCAGUUCUGUCCACCUUCCAAAAGGUCACGACCGAGUUUGUCAAGCAUGUCGGUAGACUCAAGGGUCUCUCCGACAGCGUCCUGCAGAACGCUGGCGGCAAGGUCUUUACCUUUGGCAGUUAUCGUCUUGGUGUCUUCAGCCCAGGCUCUGAUAUCGACACACUUGUUGUCGCGCCCAAGCAUGUGUCUCGUGAGGACUUCUUCGAGCACUUCCGUCCCAUCCUCGAGGCCAUGUCGCCAGCAGGCGCUAUCGAAGAGUGCACCGCCGUCCCCGAAGCCCACGUUCCCAUCAUGAAGCUCAUGUACCAAGGCAUUGACAUCGAUCUCAUCUUUGCUCGUCUGCAGCUCAACUCUAUCCCCCCAAACCUCGAUCUCGAAGACAACAGUCUGCUCCGCGGCCUGGACGAUGUUGAUUUGCGCUCUGUCAAUGGUACCAGAGUUACCGACGACGUCUUGCGUCUGGUUCCACAAGAAAAGACAUUCCGUCAUGCCCUGCGUUGCAUCAAGCUCUGGGCUAGCCGUCGUGCAAUCUACGGCAACAUCAUUGGCUUCCCUGGAGGAAUUGCUUGGGCCAUCAUGGUCGCUCGCAUUGCGCAGCUCUACCCCCACGCUUGCGGCUCCUUGAUUGUUGCUCGCUUCUUCCAGCUUAUGAGAAACUGGCAGUGGCCCAUGCCAGUCAUGCUCAAGACCAUCGAGUCCGGUCCUCUCGACCAUACCGCAAAGAUCUGGAACCCCAAGAUUUAUCCUGCCGACAGUCGCCAUCUCAUGCCUCUCAUCACUCCCGCUUAUCCUUCCAUGUGCGCUACUCACAACAUCACCAAGUCUACUCUUGCUGUCAUCACUCGCGAGCUUGAACGUGGCCAUGAAAUCUGCACCAACAUCCUCAAUGGCAAGUCGCAAUGGAAACACCUCUUCGAGGGCCACACCUUCUUCACAAAGGACUUCAAGUACUAUCUUAGUGUUGUUUCGGGCAGCUUGAACGAAGAAGCUCAGGGCGACUGGAAGGGUCUGGUACAAUCGAAGGUCAGAAGACUCAUCGGUAGCAUCGAACAGUCUCAGCCGAAUGUUGCAUAUGCCCGACCCUACACCAAAGGCUACGAACGCGUCCAUCGUGUUAAGAAUGACGAAGAGAAGGAUCAAGUCAUGCAAGGCAGCACAAAGUAUCAAGUCUCCAAGACCGAGACGGUCGACGAAGCGGACAAUGUCAAGCAGUUGUCUGCCGAACAAACCUCUACCGACAAGAUUGAGGAGCCUGCUACCAAGGUCGAAAAGCCAGAUGAGAAGGAGAAUGGCAUGACAACCAUCUGGACUACGACCUACUAUGUCGGUAUCGAAAUGGUUCCAGGCGCACAAUCGCUUGACAUCUCCUAUCCAGUACAGGACUUUAGGCUACAAUGUACUCAGGCCACGCAAUACAACGAAGACGUCAACUCGAUUCGCGUCGUUGUCGUAAAGAGCUACGAUCUGCCUGACGAUGUCUUCAAGGAAGGAGAACAGCGUCCCGUCAGAACCAAGAAGAACAAGGGCGCCAAAGCCGCGAAUGGCACCAAGAAACGAAACGCUGGCGAGGCGAACCUGGACGUACGUAUACAGCCACGAUUUCGACAGAAGACCGUGACGAUCGAGACAUCAUGA